AUGGCUUACAUAGAAUCUAUAAAAUCUCGCGCAUCUCAGAUUUCUGCUGUGCUGAUUACACAUCCUGAUCAGCCUCAUUUAGGCGCUUUAGCGUAUCUUGUUAAAUACUGUGAUUUAACGGCACCGAUUUAUUGCACGGUUCCUGUAUAUAAAAUGGGCAUGAUGUUCAUGUAUGACUGGAUUAAUAGUCUCAUCAGCGUUGAAAAUUUUGAGUUAUUUCACACUUGA
Ostertagia ostertagi is the source of this 228-nucleotide messenger RNA. The record is from the annotation of a GenBank genome assembly. NCBI's taxonomy places the organism in Eukaryota, Metazoa, Nematoda, Chromadorea, Rhabditida, Trichostrongylidae.